UCCAGCCAUAAAAAGGGGUGAUGCAACGAGCCGGCGACAACUGUAACUUAACCAGCUGAGAGCGAGAACACUCCACUCGGAGGAGAGCAUCACAACACGCGCGUUUUAUUCAGUCAAAACAAGAUUUCGUAAUGAUGCUUCAGCAUCCUGGUUUGGGUCCUUCGGAGAUCAGCGCGUCUGCUUUGGUCCCCUGCCUCUCCCCGCCCGGCUCACUCACGUUAGACGACUUCACCAACUUCACUCCGUUAGUGAAAGAGGAGCUGCGCUACGCCAUCCAGAACAAACGCCUGUCCAACGGCAUAAGCACCCUGACCACUGACCGAGCGUGUAUGAACACAGAACGCCCCACUGAACUACCUGUGAUGAAGCGUGAGGUCAAUCCAGAGGAGACUGAAAGGAGAAAAAGAAGGAGGGAAAGAAACAAAAUUGCAGCAGCGAAAUGCCGAAACAAGAAAAAGGAGAAAACAGACAAUUUACAAAAGGAGUCAGAAAAGUUGGAGUCCAUCAAUGCCGAGUUGAAAGCCCAGAUCGAGGAGCUGAAGAACCAGAAGCAGCAGCUAGUUUACAUGCUCAACCUGCAUAGGCCCACCUGUAUCGUCCGUGCACAGAACGGCCAGACCCCUGAAGACGAGAGGAAGCUCUUCAUCCAGCAAAUCAAAGAGACCACCCUGCAGGGUCUGAAUCUUACCACAAGUGGACCAACGCACACCUUAAUACCAACUAGCUGUGGGCAUGUCUAAAUCACAAACUGUACAGACAAGAAGCUAAAAGUUCACCAAGGAGCCCUGGAAGGUUCACCCAAUGUUGUAAAGGACUAAACACGGGUGUCUGCCAUGCUGCAGGUCGGUCUGGGUUGGUCCGAUGUACACUGAAAGAGACUGUUAAAGCACUAAAAUAUUGAAGGACGUUUGAUGGGUUUCUCUCCUAUUUAAAUGUGUUCGUAAUCGUAUGAUAUGCUUUUUGUAUGCACCAAAGCCUGAUGUCAUGUUGAUGCUAGAACAACAUGAUUUCCUUUAUUUAUCAGCUUGUUGGUUAAAUGAAACCCUGGCGGUGUGUUUGACAGCAAGUACUAUUCUAGUAAGAGGAGAAAACAUUUUGUGUGUAUUUUUUUCAUUUACUGGCAAGGGUGAUGAAGUUGUUUUAGUUACAUAUUUAUCUGUGGCCUCUGCCUUGUCCACGUAACAUGCCACAUGAAGUAUUUCAAGCUGCUACUAAUCUCUCAGGACUUGGUCUAAAUAUAUUACAGGAAACUCGUAUUAAACAAACAGAUAAAAUAACAGGGAAGUCGACACUGAGCGGACUUUGAGACGACGAGGUGUCCCGCACGCUACUUACAAGGAAGUUGCUACCCUUCAUCACUGAAAGCCUGUUUGCUGACUAUGUCGAUGUUACAAUGCUGUGAGCAGGAAGGUCUGCGUUUGCCAGCCUACUGUAAAAAAAGAGUGUUUCGUGCUAUUUGCAAGGACAUACUUAUUUUUAAUGUUGCAUUUUUCAUAUACCGUAGCUGUGUGUUGUUAUUGUCUAGAUGCACAAACCUCUACACUCCCAGCUGACAAGAAAUGUUCUCAGAGCAAAUGUUUAGUAACAAUAAUAGAAUAGACGUUUUUGUUCAGAACGUUAGCCAAAUGUUCUUAGAAUGUAUUUUUAUCAGCUGGGCUUGUCCGAAAGACAAAACACUUGAAGUAAAGCUCUUAUUAAUUGUCUGGUUAUGUUCCUAGAUCAUGUGUCAAGCAAUUUUAGUGUCACACCAUGUUGUUAGUGAAGAAACACAUACCACAAGACAUCUGAUCUGACCCUGUGACUGCAUUUCCUAAUAUGACAAAAAGGUAUAGUAGACUAUAAAAAUCACUCUGUUUCUACUGAGGAAAGCCCCUAAUUUGUUCACAAACUUCUCCCUCCUUUUUUGAACGUAGUUUGAAUUUAUCUACUGAAAGGUUAAGUGACGCAGGCGUCAGGUAGCUUUUUCCUUUGUUUUGUAUUUGUUCAAACAGGCAUGUCACAAAAUGUGGUACUACUGACAUUAAAUGUUCAAUGAAAAAUUGGUGUCCGGACAAAGUGUUCAAGUGCAAUUGCUCCCAAAAUGAUGAGAAAAUAAUGACCUGUAACAUUCAAUUGCAUAUUUAUAUGAAAUAUCUACAGCUUCAUUUUGACUGUCCGUUGUUUGUUUUUGAUACUUUAUUAAUAAAAAAGCUAUACCACCUCCA
Labeo rohita (rohu) is the source of this 2204-nucleotide messenger RNA. RefSeq names its product activating transcription factor 3 (gene atf3). Bases 132 to 740 code for a protein of 202 amino acids. Lineage: Eukaryota; Metazoa; Chordata; Actinopteri; Cypriniformes; Cyprinidae. The record is from RefSeq and is a predicted model, not a curated record. Gene Ontology annotation, cellular component: nucleus. Gene Ontology annotation, biological process: regulation of transcription by RNA polymerase II. The transcript has 4 exons. Gene Ontology annotation, molecular function: DNA-binding transcription factor activity, RNA polymerase II-specific; RNA polymerase II cis-regulatory region sequence-specific DNA binding.